CCCCAGCCCCUCGGCGCGCCCGCUUUCCCGGCCGCCCCUGAGCCUAGCGGCAGCGGGUCCCGGAAUCCGCUAAGAGCAGCGGGGGCGCCUCGCCGGACCUACUCCUUGCCUUUCCCCGGGCGCUGGGAAUGAGCCCCGCGACCACCUGAAUCCCAGGGGGCGCUGCUCGGCGAGGACCGCGCCCCCGAAGUCAUUUCCCCUCGCCUCUGCACUGCAGGACGCCCGCACCCGACCCUGGUGGAGGCGUCCUCGGAAGAGCAGGGUGGGGGCAUGGAACCCGAGGCACCUGCGGGCCAGGCCCGAGCGGCGGCCACCACGCUGUCGGAGGCGGUGGGCGCGGCGCUGCAGGAGCCCCGGCGGCAGCGGCGCCUGGUGCUGGUCAUCGUGUGCGUGGCGCUGUUACUGGACAAUAUGCUGUAUAUGGUCAUCGUGCCCAUCGUGCCCGACUACAUCGCUCACAUGCGCGGGGGCAGCGAGAACCCCACCCCGACCCCCGAAGUAUGGGAGCCCACCCUGCCGCUGCCCACGUCAGCUAAUGCCAGCGCCUACACCGCCAACACCUCAGCGUCCCCGACGGCUGCGUGGCCUGCCCGGCCAGCGCUGCGGCCCCGCUACCCUACGGAGAGCGAAGACGUGAAGAUCGGGGUGCUGUUUGCCUCCAAGGCCAUCCUGCAGCUGCUAGUGAACCCUCUGAGCGGCCCCUUCAUCGACCGCAUGAGCUACGACGUGCCGCUGCUAAUCGGCCUGGGCGUCAUGUUCGCCUCCACGGUCAUGUUCGCCUUCGCGGAGGACUACGCCACGCUGUUCGCCGCUCGCAGCCUGCAGGGCCUGGGCUCCGCUUUCGCCGACACGUCCGGCAUCGCCAUGAUCGCCGACAAGUAUCCUGAGGAACCCGAGCGCAGUCGCGCGCUGGGCGUGGCGCUGGCCUUCAUUAGCUUCGGAAGCCUGGUGGCGCCGCCCUUCGGGGGCAUCCUGUACGAGUUCGCAGGCAAGCGCGUGCCCUUCCUGGUACUUGCGGCGGUGUCCCUCUUCGACGCGCUGUUGCUGCUAGCCGUGGCCAAGCCUUUCUCAGCCGCAGCGCGGGCUCGGGCCAACCUGCCAGUGGGCACGCCCAUCCACCGCCUCAUGCUGGACCCCUACAUCGCCGUGGUAGCCGGCGCGCUCACCACCUGUAACAUUCCCCUUGCCUUCCUGGAGCCCACCAUCGCCACGUGGAUGAAGCACACCAUGGCGGCGUCGGAGUGGGAGAUGGGCAUGGCCUGGCUGCCGGCCUUCGUGCCGCACGUGCUAGGCGUCUACCUCACAGUGCGCCUGGCGGCGCGCUACCCUCACCUGCAGUGGCUGUACGGCGCGCUCGGGCUGGCGGUGAUCGGCGCCAGCUCGUGCCUCGUGCCUGCCUGCCGCUCCUUCACGCCGCUAGUGGUCUCGCUCUGCGGCCUCUGUUUCGGCAUAGCGCUGGUGGACACCGCGCUGCUGCCCACGCUCGCCUUCCUAGUGGACGUGCGCCACGUCUCCGUCUACGGCAGCGUCUACGCCAUCGCCGACAUCUCCUAUUCCGUGGCCUACGCCCUCGGGCCCAUCGUGGCGGGCCACAUCGUGCACUCGCUUGGCUUUGAGCAGCUAAGCCUUGGCAUGGGCCUAGCCAACCUGCUCUACGCGCCGGUGCUGCUGCUGCUGCGCAACGUGGGCCUCCUGACGCGCUCCCGCUCAGAGCGCGAUGUGUUGCUGGACGAGCCGCCGCAGGGUCUGUACGAUGCGGUGCGCCUGCGUGAGCGUCCCGUGCCUGGCCCGGAAGGCGAACCCAGCAGCCCGCCUGGUCCUUUUGACGGGUGCGAGGAUGACUACAACUACUACUACACCCGCAGCUAGCAGCCCCGCUCCUUAUCCAGGACGCCCACCACCCCCCUUAGGUCAAGGUGGCUGUUCUGCAAGCGCACUGGCCAGCUCAGGCUCAGGGCCCGCCUCCUCCAGCGAGUACCCCAGCCCCUCCCCAGCCUGGACUAAUGCCCGAAUCCCCUCCCCCUGACCCAUUCCGUGACCCUUUCCCUCUUAUCCAAUGGGGCGUGGAGCACUGAGGCAAGCGAAGCGAUUGCGCUCCUUGUAGAGGUGAAGAGGCUCGCAGGCCCCUACCUCGGGCCUCCCCUGUGUAGAGCCGUGCGUCUGUCUAUCCUUCCUUGCGUUCCUCCCAGUGCCAAACUUGGACCGCUGCACCGCGGUACCUCUGGCCCAAAUCAAUAAACUAUGUCAGUCCC
Messenger RNA from Carlito syrichta (Philippine tarsier), 2252 nucleotides. RefSeq names its product solute carrier family 18 member A3 (gene SLC18A3). The transcript has a single exon. The record is from RefSeq and is a predicted model, not a curated record. Gene Ontology annotation, biological process: chemical synaptic transmission; transmembrane transport. Gene Ontology annotation, molecular function: acetylcholine transmembrane transporter activity. Lineage: Eukaryota; Metazoa; Chordata; Mammalia; Primates; Tarsiidae. Gene Ontology annotation, cellular component: AP-1 adaptor complex; AP-2 adaptor complex; terminal bouton. Bases 271 to 1869 code for a protein of 532 amino acids.